UUGGCUGAAACGGGGCGGGGGGCGGGGCGUCGGGGCCGGGCGGAGCGUGCGCGGUGCGGAGCGGCUGGUGGCGAUGCCUCGCUGCGCCGGGCUCCUCUCCACCGCUGCCAGAGCCAGCCUGCUGCUGCUGCUGGGCUCCCUGCUCUUCUCCUGCCCCAGCCUGAGCCACAGAGCACCUGAGUUUGCCCUUACAAAAAUAGAAGAGAGCGACAUAAAAGAUGACAGUGGGAAGGAGCCGGUGACAGAGGAUGACGCUGAUCCUGAGGACCUGGAAGUGUUUUACCCCACGGAUCAGUGGCAAUCCCUGCGUCCAGGUCAGGCUGUUCCGGCAGGAUCACACGUGCGGCUGAACCUGGAGACGGGAGAGAGAGAAGCCAAGCUCCCAGAAAGAGAAAAUGGGGAAAGUGGAACAAAAGAAGAGAGAAGAAGGAAAAGGCUGGGCAAGGUCGAUGUCAAUGCAAAUUCAUUCACAUCCGAGGAGCUCAAAAAGGCCUUGGCUAAAAUGAAGGAAAGUGAGAAGGCAGAAAGGAAGGCCCGAGAGGAAGAGGUGAGGAAGAAGUUCCGGCCCAUAGAGCAGCUGAAGGAGGAGUUUGAAAAGCUGAACAUGAAGAUAGAAACAGAUUAUGAAAUUAUGGUUAAAUUAAUCAGCAAAUUCAACAGCUCUGCCUCCACGCUGGAUGAAAAAGUAGCGGCGCUUUAUGAUCUCGAAUAUUAUGUUCACCAGGUGGACAAUGCCAAGGAUUUCCUGUCCAUGGGCGGGCUCCGGCUGCUGAUCGAGGGGCUGAACAGCAGCGAGGCCUCGCUGAAGGAACACGCUGCCUUCGUCCUGGGAGCUGCCCUGUCCAGCAACCCCAAAGUGCAGAUCGAAGCCAUCGAGGGUGGUGCCCUGCAGAAGCUCCUGGUUAUCCUGGCCACAGAACAGCCCCUGGCUGUCAGGAAGAAGGCUCUCUUCGCUCUGUCCUCCAUGCUGAGGCACUUCCCCUAUGCCCAGCAGCAGUUCCUCAAGCUGGGCGGCCUCCAGGUGCUCAGGAGCCUCUUCAGGCAGAAGGGGAUGGAGCCCCUCCACGUCCGUGUGGUGACGCUGCUCUACGACCUCAUCAUGGAGAAGAUGCUGCUUGAGGACCCGCAGCACGGAGAGCAGAUGGAGGAGAAAAUCCAGCAGUACCGGCAGGUCAGGCUGGUGCCGGCGGUGGUGGAGCAGGGCUGGUGCUCCCUGGUGCCCAACCUGCUGGCCAUGCCCGAGCACGACACCCGAGAAAAGGUCCUCAAGCUGGUGGGGGUCCUGGUGGCCUUCUGCAGGGAGCACUACCGGGGGGACCCCGCGCUGGGCACCACCCUCAGCCUCCUGCGCAGCGAGUACGAGGAGCUGGCGGCCGAGGAGCAGAGGGAAGGGGACAAGGACGGCUACUUCAGGGAGCUCCUGGGCUCUAUAAACACCAUCAUCCAGGAGCUGAGGUGAAACUGUGGGUUCAGUCCAGUUCCAGGGAAUUUGGGGUGGCAGCAAGUUUGGAUGGCAGCGGUGUAGGUGCACUUUGGAAUAAACUGCUGGAUGAGACGAGAUCCCAGCACUGUGUGCCAAUAACUUGGUUAUUAAAGUACAUUGGGGCGUGGGGAAUGGCUUGUUUUCAUGGGAUACUGCUGGAAAAACAGGUGUACAGUGGAGGGAACAAGCUGAGGGCUCAGCUGGGGAAUUGGGGGUUUGCAGAAGGGGAACAAGCGGUGUUCCCAUGGGGGGCUGUGUUUGUGUCACCCCCAGGAGGGGAUGUUUGAAUCCCUGCACUCCCUCCAGGCCUGGCAGAGCCCAGCUGAUCCCUUCCAUCCCCCCAGUCCUUGCAGAGCUCUGCCACCACCAGGGAUGGGCACAAAUGCCACCAGAUCUCCCCUGUGACCCUGCAGCCACCAGGCUCAAAUAUUUGUGGCUCCCAUGUACAGUGUGUCACUUGUUGCUGUUAAGUAGCAGGGCUAAUUAUUGAUUCUCUUCUGAGCUUUCUCUUUUUGGGGUUUGUUCAGACUGUUUUUGCUGGCAUUAAUUUUAUGUUUUUUCCCUAUUUUUAUCUGA
Molecule: messenger RNA, 2059 nt
Organism: Poecile atricapillus (Black-capped chickadee)
Lineage: Eukaryota; Metazoa; Chordata; Aves; Passeriformes; Paridae
Gene: SIL1
Product: SIL1 nucleotide exchange factor
Exons: 10
Coding region: 74-1459 (461 amino acids)
Source: RefSeq, a predicted model, not a curated record